Saccostrea cuccullata (small rock oyster) is the source of this 902-nucleotide messenger RNA. RefSeq lists its product as uncharacterized. Lineage: Eukaryota; Metazoa; Mollusca; Bivalvia; Ostreida; Ostreidae. The transcript is spliced from 4 exons. The record is from RefSeq and is a predicted model, not a curated record. Bases 1 to 768 code for a protein of 255 amino acids. Gene Ontology annotation, biological process: peptidoglycan catabolic process. Gene Ontology annotation, molecular function: N-acetylmuramoyl-L-alanine amidase activity; zinc ion binding.
AUGGAAAUGCACAGAAAGUUAUUGACUGAUCUCAAUGACUUUAUAAUAAAAGAUACCGAUACCACGUGUCAUGAGAAGUGGAAAUACCUUGUCAGCAAGGAGUUACACAAAAGUAUGGAAAAAAUAAAAGACCGAUCAGUUCUGAUAGACUUCGAUGACCUCGAGGCUUUGGGCAAGUUGUUUCCCGGGGAUUAUCGUGUUCUACAUAACAUCAUUGACAAGUUAGAUGUGAGAGCAACAGAACGUAUACAACAAACAGAAGAGUUGAUGAACGAGAGAUACUUAGGAAUAUCAGCUUUCUUAAAACAAUGGUAUCCAGACUACGAGGAUUCCACUACUUUUUUCAAGCAAACGUUGUAUUAUAUUUCGUUCUCGGUAAACCUCCACUACGAUGACAUAUUUGAAGAAAACAGACAGGGAUCAUUUGGAAAACUUAAAGCAGCUUCUUCUGACGCCUACAGUCCUGAUCUUUUUGACACUGGAUACAAUUUCCUCAUAAGUGAGAGUGGAAACAUUUACGAAGACAGGGGGUGGAACCGAGAGGGGAAGUCAGGGAAUGGAUUAGAUGUUUGCUUCUUGGGCUCAGACACACUCCAAACAAAAAAGAUAACUCAGGCAGCUGCACGAGCUUUAGAGGAUCUCCUUACUUUUGGUCUAUUCAAAGGAUAUUUCUCACGUGAUUUCACAAUGCAAUUCGUGACCCCAGGGAAUGCAAAAAGGAACAAUUCGUUUCCAGAGGAACAUAUUCGGAAACGACCGAGGCGCUGAAACUUCGGCAGGGAGGUACUUCCGUACGAUUCUAUAUCUGGAGACUAACACUUUUACUUCAUAGGGAUGGGCAAAAAGUCAUACCGUGAAAGAUUUUAAUGACUUGAUACAUGAAUAUUUACAAUUAGAUCAGA